UGGCUGGCAUCGGGCAUCUCCACUCCCACUCCACCGGCCCCACCUCCGCGAGGGGCGACCCGAGAACACCACCACGCCCGCCAUGUGGCGCCGCCUCCAAACCCUAGCCCCCUCGCUCCGCCGCGCCGCCGCAUCGUCGUCCCCGGCCUCCGCCCGCGCCGUGCCCUUGUCCACGGUGCCGGUGGCCGCGUUCCGGCGCACUUCGACCCUCCUCUCCUCUCCCGGCGACAAGCCGGCGCCCAGCAAGGUCGAGGAUGUCAUGCCGAUCGCCACGGGGCUGGAGCGCGAGGAGCUCGAGGCGGAGCUCCAGGGGAAGAAGCGGUUUGACAUGGAUCCUGCCGUCGGCCCCUUCGGUACUAAGGUUGGUUUCUCGAGAAGCAAUGAUUGCAUUUUGUGGGACGGAGAGAGUAGUUUCUUCCUCAAGCUGAGUCCUGUUAGGACUGUGAAGUUAGCCGUGAUUGAAUCCUACUAUAACAAGAGAAUAGUUGGCUGCCCUGGUGCCGAAGGAGAGGAUGAACACGAUGUCGUCUGGUUUUGGUUGGAAAAGGAUAAACCGCAUGAGUGCCUAGUCUGCUCACGGUACUUUGUGCUCAAGGUCAUUGGUGAUGGGGGUGAUCCAGAUGGCCACGAUGACGAGGAUGAUCAUCACUGAGGCCUUGUGUCGAUAAUGAUAAUAAGAACUUUGUGAAACAUGGUUUUGUCCUAUCUUUGCAGCAUCAGACUGCCCUAUAGAGUAUUGUAAUUGAUAAGUGUUUGACCAUGAACCAGGUCGGGUGGUGUUUUACACCUACGAAUUUUGUUCAGAUCUUUUCGACCAUACGGUUGCUUCUGUUUGGAAUAUAGAUUUUUUUUU
Molecule: messenger RNA, 853 nt
Organism: Zea mays
Lineage: Eukaryota; Viridiplantae; Streptophyta; Magnoliopsida; Poales; Poaceae
Biological process (GO): mitochondrial electron transport, cytochrome c to oxygen
Cellular component (GO): mitochondrial envelope; respiratory chain complex IV
Source: RefSeq, marked validated